Molecule: messenger RNA, 1605 nt
Organism: Mucor velutinosus
Lineage: Eukaryota; Fungi; Mucoromycota; Mucoromycetes; Mucorales; Mucoraceae
Exons: 6
Coding region: 1-1605 (534 amino acids)
Biological process (GO): protein folding
Cellular component (GO): chaperonin-containing T-complex
Molecular function (GO): ATP-dependent protein folding chaperone; ATP binding; ATP hydrolysis activity
Source: RefSeq, a predicted model, not a curated record
AUGGAACGUGAGUCAGGGCGCAAAGCUCAACUCUCUAAUAUUACUGCUGCCAAGACGGUAGCUGACGUUAUUCGCACCUGUCUUGGCCCUAGAUCUAUGCUCAAAAUGCUGCUUGAUCCAAUGGGUGGCAUCUUAUUGACAAACGAUGGUAACGCCAUCCUUCGUGAAAUCGAAGUCGACCAUCCUGCUGCCAAGAGUAUGAUUGAACUCUCCAGAACGCAAGAUGAGGAAGUUGGCGAUGGUACCACCAGUGUCAUUAUUCUCGCCGGUGAAGUGCUCGCCGGUGCGUUACCCCAUAUCCAAAACAACAUCCACCCUAUCGUGAUUAUUAGUGCUUUCAAAAAGGCUCUUGAGGAUGCCUUGCAAAUCGUCGAAGACAUCUCCAACCCCGUUGACGUGGACAACACUGAAGAAAUGAUGGCACUGAUUAAAUCCUCUAUCGGCACAAAAUUCGUCAGCACUUGGAGCGAUUUGAUGUGUAAGCUUGCUUUGGACGCUGUUCGUUGUGUCGCUAUCGAAGAAGAGGGCACUGGCAAAACCGAAGUGGACAUCAAGCGUUACGCCCGUGUUGAAAAGAUUCCCGGUGGUGAAAUUGAACAAUCUCAAGUGUUGGAUGGUAUCAUCUUGAACAAGGAUGUCACUCAUCCCAAGAUGCGUCGUCGCAUUGAAAACCCUCGUGUCAUCUUAUUAGAUUGUCCUCUCGAAUACAAGAAGGGUGAAUCUCAAACAAACAUUGAAAUCUCCAAGGAGGCUGAUUGGAACCGUAUCCUUCAAAUUGAAGAAGAACAAGUAAAGGCCAUGUGUGAUAAGAUUAUCUCAUUGAAGCCUGAUUUGGUGUUUACUGAAAAGGGUGUUUCUGACCUCGCUCAACACUAUUUCGUCAAGGCCAACAUCACAGCUAUUCGUCGUGUUCGUAAGACGGAUAACAACCGUAUCGCCCGUGCUGUUGGUGCCACCAUUGUUAAUCGUGUCGAUGAUCUGCGUGAUUCUGAUGUCGGUACCAAGUGUGGUCUCUUCAACAUUGAUAAGAUUGGUGAUGAAUACUUUACCUUCUUGACCAAGUGUGAGGAUCCUAAGGCUUGUUCAGUCAUUUUGCGUGGCCCCAGUAAAGAUAUCAUCAAUGAAGUCGAGCGUAAUCUUCAAGAUGCCAUGUGCGUCGCGCGUAAUGUGUUCUUCAGUGCCAAGUUGGCUCCUGGCGGAGGCGCUACCGAGAUGGCAGUGUCUGUCAAGCUUGAAGAAAAAGCCAAGUUGGUCGACGGUGUUGAGCAAUGGCCCUACAGAGCAGUUGCUGAAGCCAUGGAAGUGAUUCCUCGUACUCUUGUUCAAAACUGUGGUGGUAAUGCCAUCAAGACGUUGACACAAUUAAGAGCCAAGCAUGCUGCUGGUGAACAUUCAUUUGGUAUCGAUGGUGAAGCUGGUAAGGUUGUUGAUAUGAAGGAUUACGGUGUUUGGGAGCCCACUGCUGUCAAGGUGCAAACUAUCAAGACUGCAAUUGAGUCUGCAUGUUUGUUAUUGCGUGUUGAUGAUAUUGUCUCUGGUCUCUCAAAGAACAGAGGCCCCGCUCCUCAACAAAAUGGCGACCCUGAGAUGAUGGAACAACAUUAA